Molecule: messenger RNA, 2948 nt
Organism: Pongo pygmaeus (Bornean orangutan)
Lineage: Eukaryota; Metazoa; Chordata; Mammalia; Primates; Hominidae
Gene: CYSLTR1
Product: cysteinyl leukotriene receptor 1
Exons: 3
Coding region: 589-1602 (337 amino acids)
Biological process (GO): G protein-coupled receptor signaling pathway
Cellular component (GO): plasma membrane
Molecular function (GO): leukotriene receptor activity
Source: RefSeq, a predicted model, not a curated record
GAGCAGCUGAAUAAUUUCCUGAGAAUUCUAUUCCUGAAGCUAGGAAGAAAAGUUUAUUUAUACAUACACGCAACCUGCAAGUCUCCAGUUUCUAUUCUUCCUUCCUCUCUGGCCCUUUCCCUCCCCCACUUUGCACCAGAGAAGUCAGACUCCGGGAGUGCUUUAACAGUUUGAAGGCUAAUCUGAAAGAGGAAGAAGAAUCUGUAUAUCUGUAUAUACUGGCUAGCAAAUGUGCCCUGCUCUCUCCCCUCUUAAAAAUAGCAGCAACCCAUCUUUGCAAAGAAGCUUGCCUAUAGAGCAGGCACUCUGUGAAUGGACUGUGCUUUUAUGACCCUACAGGGUAUCAAGAUACUGUGCAGCUCACCAACAAGGAUUAGUUGCAAGGACUGGUAGAUUGAAUUUACUGAAGACUUGGAGUUUGCUUCUGAGAACAAACGCAAAAGGACAGGAAACUGUGGACCUUGAAGUUAGCAGCGUGGGCUUCCUCUGAUACUACACUGUAAAAGGCAUUGAUCACCAUAAGAAGGAACAUUUGUGAAGGUACUCCAGUGCCAGAAAGAGGCACAAAGCAGACAUUCGUAGAGAAACAUGGAUGAAACAGGAAAUCUGACAGUAUCUCCUGCCACAUGCCAUGACACUAUUGAUGACUUCCGCAAUCAAGUGUAUUCCACCUUGUACUCUAUGAUCUCUGUUGUAGGCUUCUUUGGCAAUGGCUUUGUGCUCUAUGUCCUCAUAAAAACCUAUCGUGAGAAGUCAGCCUUCCAAGUAUACAUGAUUAAUUUAGCAGUAGCAGAUCUACUUUGUGUGUGCACACUGCCUCUCCGUGUGGUCUAUUAUGUUCACAAAGGCAUUUGGCUCUUUGGUGACUUCUUGUGCCGCCUCAGCACCUAUGCUUUGUAUGUCAACCUCUAUUGUAGCAUCUUCUUUAUGACAGCCAUGAGCUUUUUCCGGUGCAUUGCAAUUGUUUUUCCAGUCCAGAACAUUAAUUUGGUUACACAGAAAAAAGCCAGAUUUGUGUGUGUAGGUAUUUGGAUUUUUGUGAUUUUGACCAGUUCUCCAUUUCUAAUGGCAAAACCACAAAAAGAUGAGAAAAAUAAUACCAAGUGCUUUGAGCCCCCACAAGACAAUCAAACUAAAAAUCAUGUUUUGGUCUUGCAUUAUGUGUCAUUAUUUGUUGGCUUUAUCAUCCCUUUUGUUAUUAUAAUUGUCUGUUACACAAUGAUCAUUUUGACCUUACUAAAAAAAUCAAUGAAAAAAAAUCUGUCAAGUCAUAAAAAGGCAAUAGGAAUGAUCAUGGUCGUGACUGCUGUGUUUUUAGUCAGUUUCAUGCCGUAUCAUAUUCAACGUACCAUUCACCUUCACUUUUUACACAAUGAAACUAAACCCUGUGAUUCUGUCCUUAGAAUGCAGAAGUCCGUGGUCAUAACCUUGUCUCUGGCUGCAUCAAAUUGUUGCUUUGACCCUCUCCUAUAUUUCUUUUCUGGGGGUAACUUUAGGAAAAGGCUGUCUACAUUUAGAAAGCAUUCUUUGUCCAGCAUGACUUAUGUACCCAGAAAGAAGGCCUCUUUGCAAGAAAAAGGAGAAGAAAUAUUUAAAGUAUAGUUUAAACCCAUUUCCAGUCCAAACCAAUGAAAAUAGUUUCCCAAAUAACUAUUUUGUCAAAUCAUUUACCAAAAAAAAUAAAAAUUUUAAUUAAUAUUUUACAAAUACUUAACUAUUUGGGCCUACAAAUCGAUCUCAUUUAUGCAUCCACAUGAUUAGAUAUUUAUAGAUAUUUUAAGUGCUAAAAAUUCGGUCCACAACUAUGAACUCAAUUAUAAAUUAUUUUGACCACUCACCAGAAUUUGGAGAAUAUUUGUAUCUUUGCACUAUAAAAUAUGUCUUAUAUUAAAGUUUUCCUCUUCAAAUAAAAGCUUUACAAAGGAUAAAAUAUAUAAAAUUAGUCAAUAUAAAAUAUAUGUAAGCUAAAAGUUAUAAAAUAUAAAAAUAGAUAUAAAAUUGGCAGAUAGUUCUGAAUCAUUCUAACAUAUUCCUUUCAUGCAUGCCAUCAGAUGAGAACAGGAGAUGACUCAGGAGCUACAUAAAACAUACUGUCACCCUUCUUUGUAGUACUGAUUCACUAGGCAAAUUAGGGCCAUUUCUUCCAAAAGAGAAUGUAAAAGGGCUAGAACAGACUAGUAUUCAGCUAAAGGGUCCUAAAAGCACCAUACAAUGUUCAAUAUGGAAACAGGAGAAAUCUGGUCAAAAGCCAGUUUGUCUCCAAUUUUCUUCUGCCUUUGCCUCAGGCUCCCAAAAUUGAAUAGUGGAGUUUUAGCUGCUCAGUGAGGUUCCUGUAGAGAUUUCUCUCCAUCCAUGACAUAUAAUUCUUCCUUAAGAAGCCAGACAACUGGCACUCCUAUAUAUAAACAGAAGUAAUUAAAAAUUUAUCUGAAGAAGAGAAAAGGAAAAGGAAUCUACUUUUCUAUAUGCCAAUUGCUGGGAUCAAAAUAAACUACAAAGGAUUUAUGAAGAAAAUUGUGAAUGUUCAUGUUACAAAUUCUUUUAAGAAGGGCAUACAUUUAUGAAUAUGUAUACAACUAUAUGUAAGAGAUUUUGCUGUAUGAUAUGCAUUAUGGGUGAAUGUUCACUAUAAGUUUUAUUAUUGUUUUAUUACUUUUUAUUGGUAUGUUGACAGGAAUAUCAUGGAUAUGUUUACAGUGACUUUUAUAUUACAGUGGAUGCUUUGAUCUUAAAACAGCCACAACAACUCAUCUACGGCUGAAAUAUAAUAUUCGUGGACAAGCUUUUGCUGAAGUGUAGUGUGUCUUUUAACUUUGUUUUUUAAAAGGUACAUUACCUCAGAGGAAAUAAAUGAUAACUAUAACGAAAAAAGAAAGCUUUGGGAAAAUUUUCUAUCUGAAUCUGCCAUGUGUACAUUAUUUCUAUUUCAUUUCUAAUCUUGUAGUCCU